Molecule: messenger RNA, 972 nt
Organism: Arachis stenosperma
Lineage: Eukaryota; Viridiplantae; Streptophyta; Magnoliopsida; Fabales; Fabaceae
Exons: 4
Coding region: 174-716 (180 amino acids)
Source: RefSeq, a predicted model, not a curated record
UCCAGGAAAGCAAAUCUUCUUCGCUAAUCACUACCAUACUUGAAAAACCACCCUUCAAAACCCAUUAUCCUUCUCUUUCGUUGCACUUAACCUAAACCUUAAAGCUUAGCCUGUGUUUUACUUUUUCUAUCCAUUUAAUACAUUUGAGAGACAGAAUUGAGAGAAGGAAAAGAAUGUCUACUUCGGUUUUUAUUCACAACUUUUGUUCGCCUCCUUCCUGUUCUCCAAAUUGCUCUCAGAAUCGAAACUUGGCUUAUACGCCUCUUCGGUUUCACUCUCCUAAUUCCAAUUUGAAGUUGAAUAAGAAAUCUUUCCCCUCCAAUACUCACUUCAAGAUUUCUACGGCCCAGAAACCUCGCUCCAGUUUUGUUGUUUUUGCAGCACAGUCCAAUUUCUUCAGAGUUCUGCAGACUGCAUGGAAUGUCGGUAGGGAUGGAAUUGAGGCAGGUGCUAAUCUGGUUCCCAAUUCUGUACCAAGACCAAUAGCAAGGAUUUCAGUUGGAAUUGUGGCUUUGACUCUCUUGCUUUUUGUGCUCAAGUCUGUCCUCUCUACGGUGUUCUUUGCUUUGGCCACAAUGGGACUUGCUUACUUCGCUUUCCUCGCAUUCAAUAAAGAUCAAGGACCUAAAGAUAGAGGCAAUGGAGGAACCAGCUCCUCUCCGCCUAUGGAUGAUCCUGUGGAAGAAGCUAGAAAGAUAAUGGAAAAAUACAAGUAGUCGCGUUGGAGUAAGUCAUUCGUUUUUUACCAUUCCAUUUUUGCAUUGUGCAUAUGUAAACUGUAAAGCUCGAAACCUGUGAGUGAUAUUUGAAAAAGGAAGAGAAAGACUUUUGUUAGAGGUGUUAUGAUCAUAUCAUAUAUGCAACUCAUUUUUUCCUUUUUACACAGCCUCUGUGCAAAUGACAUUUUUGUCAUUCAUUCGCUACAUGUUAGUCAUCUCAUAAUGGUGUAUCAGUGUAUACUUUUUCUCUCAA